Messenger RNA from Pyrenophora tritici-repentis Pt-1C-BFP, 384 nucleotides. NCBI's taxonomy places the organism in Eukaryota, Fungi, Ascomycota, Dothideomycetes, Pleosporales, Pleosporaceae. The record is from RefSeq and is a predicted model, not a curated record.
AUGCCGCGGGGGCAGAAGACGGCCAUCAGAGUCCUCUUUGCCAGCGGUAUCGUUUGCAUCUUCAUUGCGACACUACGUGCUGCUCAAAUUACCGCGAACACUAUCAAGACCCACGCAACCAUGGAUGCUAUAAUAAUCGGUGUCUGCCCCUCUUUCGCCAUUAUCAUCCGCGCAACCCGCAAAAAUAACAAGAACCCCUCAAACGAUGGAGGAGUCUUCAGCUUCCAUCUCCCCACAAUCGGCAGUGCCCCGACACGCCCCAAACCGAAGAAGGACCCAAACACACAUGGCAGUCAGAACGAACUUGCGACGAAACCGGAUAGCGCGUCUAUUACCACAACAGUACAUCAGGACAACGAGAGCUUUGGGGUAGCGAGGCAGUAG